Mytilinidion resinicola is the source of this 2731-nucleotide messenger RNA. RefSeq lists its product as uncharacterized. The transcript is spliced from 5 exons. Gene Ontology annotation, cellular component: DNA replication preinitiation complex. The record is from RefSeq and is a predicted model, not a curated record. NCBI's taxonomy places the organism in Eukaryota, Fungi, Ascomycota, Dothideomycetes, Mytilinidiales, Mytilinidiaceae. Gene Ontology annotation, biological process: mitotic DNA replication preinitiation complex assembly; double-strand break repair via break-induced replication; DNA replication. The coding region runs from base 18 to 2597 and encodes 859 amino acids. Gene Ontology annotation, molecular function: DNA replication origin binding; single-stranded DNA binding.
CUACACUCCGAACCAAAAUGCCCACCACCAACGCCGAUCCGAACGACCGCUGCAAUACUCUAAAGCAGGAGCUCAAGCUGUGGGAGAAGGAUUUUGCUGCUGCACAUAAUGGCCGCAAAGCUGGCCGCCUGGACAUAAAAGCGAACGCGAGCAUUUCACAGAAAUACAAGGAGUAUAACAAGCUCCGAGAUGUUCUGGCGGGCAAGGCCGACCCACAAACGCCCUCGAAAGCCCCGCGAAAACGCAAAGCGAUUGACGGUGAUGUCCGAACUCCCUCGAAGCCGCUCUUCAAACCCGCUACCACCCCCGCAAGACACGAGCAAGUAGAGAAUGCAGACCCUGCGAAUGUCCCUGGAUCGGCCUCAAUCCUCUUCACGCCAGUACAUGUUCGUUCGAAGAUCGGACCUACCCCGCAGAAGGAUGGACUGGUUCUCGGUCUCUUCGAUCUGCUCCCCUCGGAAACACCGAUCAAAGCGCAAAGGACAGUUUUGGGUGACGUGGGAACAAACGUGAUGCAGACACCGAGUAAGAGCCACAGUGGAACCGAAGACGCGCUGUCGGUUGAGGAGCGGGCGCGAGGAAGCAGGACGCCACUUUCUGCAGGGAAGAGGUUCUUGCUAGACAAGUUCGCGACACCGAAGAAGCGGAAGCGGGAUGAGGAGGGCACGCCAUCUUCGACGAUGAAGCACUGCUCGACACCAAUGUUCCUGCGACGCGAUACUAGGCCGCUUGAUAUGAUUGCUGAGGAGGACGAAUCGACGCCGCGACCUGCGCCGUGGAAGCGGAGAGGACUUGGAAGGAGUCUGAGUAGUAUGAUACAGAAUCUGAAGAACCAGGAGAAGGAAAGAGUUGAGGAGGCGAAGAGGGAGGAAGAGGAGGCGGAGAGGCAAGAAGAGGACAGGCUAGAUGAAGAGUUAGAGAUGAUGCGGGAGAUGGAGAUGGAGGCUGCGGGUAUUUCAAUACCUAAAGCGAAACCUGCUCCGAAGGUUCUAGUCGAGGAUAGUCAGGUUCCCAUGAAGCUUGGCCCUGACGCAUUAGAAGAAUCGGAUCAAGAUGAGACACAGCAGGAACUAGGUGCACUAGAUAGGAACGGGAAUCCUCGUAAAGCGUACAAGAAGAGGGGACAGAAGCGGACCACGAGAAGAGUGAACAUGCGCCCAGUUGCUGCCAAACGCAAGUCCAAGUCUCCUGAACCGGCUGUGCAAGAUGACUCGGAUAGUCCAGAUGCCAUCACAGACACACAAACGAACGAGAGCCCAGAAAACAAGGGCUCUGCGGAUGAAUUCGGAGGAGAGUCGUCAGACGACGGCGGCGCCUCAGACUUCAGUAACGACUCUCAUACCCCUAAGAAGAGGAAGACUCGACACGCAAAGGCCAAGGAUCCACUGAAACCCAAAGCUAAGACAGAGACGAAAGCUGCUCCAGCCCAGAAGGGGACAAAUGCAGUCAGUAAAGCUGUCCGGAAAGCGGGCGCUACGAUGAAUGCGAAUUAUCGUAGGCUAAAGAUCAAGGGGAAGGACCAGCAAAAGGGAGGCAAAGGUUGUGGUUUGCCAUGGAUCUCGCUGGGCCAAAGGUCCGAGCGUUCGAGCAUCACUGCAUCGUUACCACCACGUCCGAUUCAAGCUCGAACAAACCCGCCCACAGCAACUUCAUCACAACCUCACUCCGUCUCGCACUCCUCUUCUACAACUGUGAACUCUCACCUCCCUCCGCCUACUCAACCGAAUCUCCUCGCACCCGCCGAAAUGGCCGACCACGAGCUCCGCGAGACGCUCAAGCAGCUCCACGGCUGCCUCCAAUCCCACAAAUACUCCUCGGCGCCAUCGCUGCUCUCGCGCGCCAAACUCGCCCUCCUGCACCUCAACGCCCUGAUCCCCGCGCCCACGACGCCGCGGCCGCACCUGCUUGCGGCCCGCGAAACCCUCGAGCUGGGCGCCCUGCUCAGCAUUCGGCUCAAGGACCCGGAGAGCUUCACGCGCUACUUCCAGCAGCUGCAGCCGUUCUACGCACUGCCCACCUCUGUGCUGCCGAAGGAUGGGGCGAGCCAGGCGAGCAAGAUCACGGGCCUGUAUCUGCUGCUGCUGCUGAGCGACGGCGACUACGCGGGGUUCCACACGACGCUGGAGGGGCUGGAGGUCGCGGCGGGGAUCCAGGGGGCCGCGGCUGGGGGCAAGGGCGGGAAGGGGCUAGAGGACGAUGUGUUUAUCCAGUAUCCGAUACGGCUAGAGCAGGCGCUGAUGGAGGGGAGCUAUGAUCGGGUUUGGGGGGAGACGAAGAGUGAGAGGGUGCCGGCGGAGGAGUUUGGGCUGUUUUCUGAGGUCCUCAUCGGCACAAUCCGCAAGGAAAUCGCCUCCUGCUCCGAGAAAGCCUAUCCAUCCAUCCCCGUUUCAGAUGCCAAGAGCCUCCUCUUCCUCGACAGCGAAGGCAGUGUAGUCAAGUUUGCGCAUGAGCUGGGCUGGGUAGUCAAAGACAGCCGGAUAUACUUCCCCCAGCAGGCCGAGGAGAUGCUAGGGCUGGAACGCGAUAUCCUCGUCACAAGCGACCAAGUUAUCGAGAAUACGCUAGGAUAUGCAAGGGAGCUGGAGACGAUCGUGUAGGGGGUUGGAGAGGGGAGAUGCUGCCGGUAAUGGAUGCAGUUGCUGUAACAUAGACAUGGCUCGGGAUGGCACUGGACAGCGGGCGUUACGGCCAAGCUUUAGAUGAAUCAAAAAGAACAUCUUGAACUCAACCC